AUUAAGAGAUGCAACUAAUGAAAUUGCAGAGAAAUAGUAUUAAACGUGUAAAUGACGUGUGUGAGUGCAAAGACUGCAUGAAAAAUAUUUUUUCGAUUGCUAAACCUUCAGUAACCAAUCACAUUUUUAUUAGACCACUGUUUUUAUGGUAUGCGCGUUGUUUUUCCUCCUCAGGUUACCGAAAUAAAUUUUAUUUUCGAACUCGGGGUUUAAUGUAACACAAACACCUGAAAUUGUGUUUCCCCCAAAUUAUUCAUUUUGACCAAAUCUGUUCUGGCCGCAAGGGGACAGCCGUACUUCUGGUCUUGGUGUAGUCUGGUGAACGUUUGGGGGGCAAAGAAGAAGAAACAAAGGGGUGACUUGUGUUGUUUCCAUGCGUCCGACUUCUCUAGCGUUAAAGUCCUUAAUUCAAACAAUAUGACGGCUUUCUGCUUCCAGACACAGCUCGUGUCCAUCAUGGACGCGUUGUGCAACGCGACCGUGACAGAAAUCGGCAAGCUGGUGGAGAUUGAGUCGAAAAUGCUGAAAAUCGAGAUCACCCGCGGCCGUAACGAAAUCGCAUCUCUCACCGAGAAGCUGAAUCUGAUGGAGACUUUGCUCCACAUGGCGCAGCGGGGCAGGCCGCAGGACGCCAGGGAAGGCUUGGAAACCGCCGCGCUGGAGCCUGAUAGGACAAGACCUGUCUCCAAAAGUGAGUUGACAUGGGAGAACAUCAGCUCCUCACCCGAGACGAGCACAUCAGUCCAAGAUGAGCAGCAUCCUGCAGUUGAGACGCUUCAGUUACCAACUGAGCAUCCUGAGCCGGUGGUAAAAGAGGAGCCGACGGAGGUGGACAACAGAGAAACUGAACAAGAAAGAUCAAGUGAAAGCAACACCCAGAAGAGUCCGGAUGUGAGCCAGCGCCACAAACCCGUCUCGGAACGCCAACUUCCCGUGUACCUCGACUGCUUUGUUAGCCUCAACGCACCCCCUUGCAUCACUACGCCCAACAGGAGGGAAGCGCAGUGCAACCCCCUGCACACACCUCUGCACGUAAGCCACGAGGCCGGCAAAAGUUUGCCUGCUUACGCAACAGCCCAAAGCUCGCUUAGGAGCACCAAGAUACACCACCUGAGGACCGCCGCCUCUGCCAAGCAGAUCGGCUGCUUGCAGUGCGGGAAGAGCUUCCGCUGCUACAGCCAGCUUGAAAUCCACCAGAGGAGUCACACGGGAGAAAAACCUUUCCGAUGCACGCUGUGCGGGAAACGCUAUGCCCAAAAGGGCCACUUGUACACGCACCAGCGCACACACACCGGGGAGAAGCCGUACCGCUGUCACAUUUGCGGUAAGGGCUUCAUCCAGAAGUGCACCCUGGACAUGCACAAGCGCACGCACACGGGAGAAAAGCCCUUUGUGUGCAUGCAGUGCGGCAAGGGCUUCACAAAGAACUGUAAUCUGAAAAAGCACCUCUUGGUGCACCUCGAGUCCGAUAUGCAACUCUGCGGUGGUAGCGCGCUCACGCUACGUGAGCCGUUUCAGAACGAAACCUCAUCCAACACUGUGGCCAGUCACACGUAACUUGCUCAGCUACUUGUCCAAAAUAGGAACACUAUCGAAAUUAAAAUGAGGGCUGCAACUAAUGCUUAAUUUAAUAAUUCUAAAAUAUCAAUACAUAAAAGUAAUUGUUAUGAAUUAACUGAUGUGUUAACAUGAACAGGACAUUCAAAACUGAUACUGCAGAGAACACAUGAUUAUAUAUUAUGAUUCAGUUCCUGGUUCGGUCCGUAACCUGUCAGAAAAUUGGUAAAAAUUAGGGCCUGACCGAAAUCGAUUUUUUUGAGGUUGAUUAUGACAUUUGGGAGAAUAAAAUUCUGAUAACUGAUUCAUCAGCUGAUUAUUUAAAAAAAAUACAAAUUGAGUGAAAAAAUGAGGGCUUUCUUAUUGCUUAAAACAGUAGAGACAUGUAUUGUAUUUGUGAAACUUUCAAACAGAGUGAUAAAUUUUAAAACUGCGAAAAUUUUGGGGGGGGGCAGUGUUCGAAUGCCAUUUUGCAACCAAAAAAAACCUGCAAAACUGGGCUGAUUUUUGCCAAUUAUAAAAGAGCUCAUAUCGGCUCC
Molecule: messenger RNA, 2096 nt
Organism: Hippocampus comes (tiger tail seahorse)
Lineage: Eukaryota; Metazoa; Chordata; Actinopteri; Syngnathiformes; Syngnathidae
Product: zinc finger protein 629
Exons: 4
Coding region: 418-1557 (379 amino acids)
Biological process (GO): regulation of transcription by RNA polymerase II
Molecular function (GO): RNA polymerase II cis-regulatory region sequence-specific DNA binding; DNA-binding transcription factor activity, RNA polymerase II-specific
Source: RefSeq, a predicted model, not a curated record